Messenger RNA from Oncorhynchus nerka (sockeye salmon), 2060 nucleotides. RefSeq lists its product as uncharacterized. The transcript is spliced from 3 exons. NCBI's taxonomy places the organism in Eukaryota, Metazoa, Chordata, Actinopteri, Salmoniformes, Salmonidae. The record is from RefSeq and is a predicted model, not a curated record. Bases 24 to 2060 code for a protein of 678 amino acids.
UUAUUGUUAGCUAGGAGGAAGACAUGGAGGGUUCAACGCUGACACAGAGGAGGGCUGAGUGUCAGUUGAAGGAAAGGGAGAUCCAGACAGACUACAUGAUGGAGCUGGGAGCCAGGUUGGCUCUGGUGAGGCAGAUCCAGAGGGAGCAGGAGAAGGAGAUAAAGAGGAUUUGGUUUGAGACGAGGAAAAUGCCAAGCCUGAUUGAGGAGAAUGUGAGAGAUGUGACCAACCGUCCACUCACUGAGUUCAUGGCUCCCUGUAUUGACUCCCUCCCACCAUUGGCUUUCACCAAUCGGAGGCGGUUCAUUGUAUUUUCCUACUUUGUCCCUGCUGAGUGCCCGGUUGCCACAGAGGCCACUGCAGAUGUAUCUGCUGGUAAAAGAGAGGACUUGUCGCCAGAUACACAUCUAUCCUCAAUGCUGCAUCGAUACCUGCCACACUUCUUUAACGAUGACUCCAUUCCACCACAGCAGACAGUAGAGGGAACCACUGAGGACUCAGAUGCUCCAGUGGCAAUAUCUAAUAUCAAGGAAGAGGACAGAUUCUAUCCGUUCUCCCUCCCACCACUGGCUCAGCGGUUCAUUGGCAAUUCAUUCAAUGUCCCAGAAACCUCCCAGCCUGCUGUUUCAGCCACGGAGUGCCGAGUUGCCACAGUGGACACUGCAGGUACAGCAACUGUCAAGAGAGAGAACCGAUGGGCAGCUAGAAUUCUUCCUUCAGUGCUGCCUCCAUGCCUGCCACCAGUCGUUGACGAUGACUUCAUGCCUCCAGAGCACACAGUAGAGGAUGCCUAUGAGGUCUCAUUUGCUACAGAGGCCACUUCAGGCACAGCUACUGUUGAUGGAGUGGACAGAUCAGCAGCUAAAUGCCCUGUCCCAAUGCUGCCUCCAAGUCUGCCACGUGUCUUUGACAUUGACUACAAACUGCCAGGGGCGGCAGUAGAGGGAACCAACAAGUGUCCAGUUGCCAGUGAAGCAGCCGCUUCCGUGUCCACUGUCCUCCAAGAGGAGUUUUUGGCUGAUAAAAGUCCUCCUGCACCUACAGCACUGUCUCUAAGGCUGCCCUGCACCCACAAUAUUGACCACAAACAGCCAGAGGAGACAGUUGAAAACACCACAGAGUGCUCAGUUGACAUAGAGGAAAGUGCAGUUGCAUCCACUGUCAAGAGAGAGGAAAUGAUGGGUGAUAAAAGCCCUGUCCAUGCACUUCCUCCAAGCCUGGCAUGCAUCCAUGACAAGGACCACAAGCAGCCAGAUCAGAAAGGAAGGGGCACUACUGUGGAGGUGGAUAUCUGCCCUCAUGCUCACCAGCUGGUCUCAGAUGCUAAAUUAACUCUGGCAACCUGCAAUGAUGAGCCGCCCAUCCCUCUGAUCUGCGAGGUCACUAAGAUGCCUGUUAGAGUUGGAGCCUCCAUAUGCAGGUCAGAGGAUGAGGAACCCAGGCCCUGGACCCUGGAAGAGGUAAAGGAUUAUUGGAUAGGCAUUGAAAAUGAGAGUGAAGAGAGGAGCGUCACUGAGGAGGUGAGCCCAAGGGAGGGAUUGAAGAGUGAGGCGGACUGUGCCCAUUCCAAGUGCUCCAAUGGGAUGGUUUCAUCAGAGAGAGCAGAGACCAUCCUGGGAAGAGUGGGCUUUCUGCUCAUGAACCAAAUGCAGAAAAUCCCGUUUUUGAAGAUGGAGGAAAAAGAGAAAAAUAAGAAACUGAAUAAGAAGUUGAAAGAUAAAGAGAGAAAGGAGAUGAAACACAAGGAGGAGGAGCAAAAAAAGAGGGAGAAGAAAGAGAUGAAGGAGAGAGAGAAAGAACAGAAGAAAGUCAUGAAGGCUGAGAAGAAGAGGGAGAAGUUCGCACAGAAAAUGAGAGAGAAGGAAAGAAAAGAGAAGGAAAAGGCAGAGAAAAAGAGGUUAGAGGGGCUGAUGAAGAUACACAAUGCCAUGAUGAAAGACAGGAUUAAGAAAGAGAAGAAGUGUUCUGAGGAGCUGAAAAAGAGAGAGAAAGCUCAAGCUGCAUUAUUGGAGAUGGAGAGAAAGAUUUUUAAAAAGAGGAAAAGAAGAGAGAAAAGAUGA